Molecule: messenger RNA, 1861 nt
Organism: Daphnia magna
Lineage: Eukaryota; Metazoa; Arthropoda; Branchiopoda; Diplostraca; Daphniidae
Product: adhesive plaque matrix protein-like
Exons: 4
Coding region: 1-1710 (569 amino acids)
Cellular component (GO): extracellular matrix
Source: RefSeq, a predicted model, not a curated record
AUGCCAGAUAACGACACGCAAGUGGCCACUCCGCCCAUUACUCGUCUGUUUCCGAGAGAAUACGUGCCGGAUCACUUCAUCAUCAUCGCUGCUUUGGCAGUUGUUGCUCUGGCUUCUGACAAGCCAUACUACUCCAGGCCAUCGUACUAUCCAAAACCAUCGUAUUCACCUGUGAGUUACUACCGUAAACCGAACUAUCGAGCACCGGGGUACAAGAGACCGGCCUAUACACCAACCAAUGCGAAAUUGAACGACCCUCCGGCCAAACCGUACAGCUUUGAAUGGGCCGUUUUGGACGAUUCGACUUUCAACGAUUUUGGACACAAGGAGACUAGAAACGGCAAUGGAGUUGAUGGAACCUAUUACGUCGUGCUACCUGACAGUCGCACUCAGAUCGUCACGUACAAGGCAGAUAGUGACGGCUACGUCGCUAACGUCAAAUACGAAGGAGAGGCCAAACGUCCCAUGAUUACAAACGCACCAAGUCAGCCAACCCAAAGCCCAAAAAUGCUUCCCCCCCGGCCAAGCCUAAAUCUUCCUACACUCCUCCACGGCCUACCGGGGCCCUCUUACCCUAAGCCUACCUUUACGCCACCAGUUUACCCUAAAGCUUCCUACCCAGAGAAAUCUUACCCCAAGACUGUCUACGCUCCACCGACUUACCCGAAAGCGACUGAUGCGGAGAAAUCUUACCCCAAGCCUACUUACCCUCCAUCGACUCACCCUAAAGCUUUCCAUCCAGAACCUUCCUACCCUAAGUCUACCUAUGCGCCACCAGCUUACCCUAAAGCUGCAUACCCAGAACCAUCUCACUCCAAACCGAUUUACGCCCCACCAGUCUACCCUAGACCUUCCUACACGCCCCCAGCCUAUCCGAAAGCUUCCUACCUAGACCCAUCUUACCCAAAGCCUACCUAUGCUCCGCCGACUUACCCUAAAGCGGCCAUUCCAGAGAAAUCUUACCCUAAGUCUACUUACGCUCCACCCGUUUAUCCUAAACAUUCCUACCCUAAGCCUUCUUAUCCUGCCUACCCCGUUCCAGCUUACCCUGCGUACCCUCUUCCUUCUUACCCCUUGUAUCCGAAGCCAAGCUACCCUGUUCCAGCCAUCAUUGAAGUGGAAAUUGAAGCUGUCGUAGAAGUUGAACAGCAGGCUGAUGUGCUCGUUUUGGCUGAACCCACUCCUGAAACCACGGUUGCGGCUGUUGAACCGGUUGUUGAAGACGCUGCUCCGGUAGCUGUCGAACUUGUUGCUGAAGACAUUGCGUCAGUGGCCGCCCAACCGGUUGCUGAAGGCAUUACGUCAAUAGCGGUGAAACCGGUUGCUGAAAUCAUUACGUUAGCAGUUGCAGAACCUGUUGCUGAAGCCAUCGCCCCAGUAGCCACCGAACCUGUUGCUGAAGAUGUUGUCCCAGUAGCUACCGAACCGGUUACUGAAGGCAUUAUCCCAGUAACAAUCGAACCUGUUACUGAAAACAUUGCCCCAGUAACUACCGGGCCGGUUGCUGAAGACGUUGCCUCAGUAACUGCCGAACCGGUUGCUGAAAACAUUGGGUCAGUAACUGCUGAUCCUGUUACUGAAGAUAUUGUGGCAACAACCACCGACCAGGUUAUCACUGAUGCCAUGGCCACUGAGGUAGCAGUUGCUGCUGUUGAGACAACAACCGAAACAGACGUUGUUACAACCGGUGCUGCUGUUGAAAUCCUUUAAAUUAUAUGAAUGUAAAUUAUAUGAAUGCAGAUCUUUAAUGUACGCCAACAGCCGUGCACUCACAGUUUAUUUAUAAAGAUAAUUAGUUUUUCUAAUUUUUAUUUAAAUUAUGCCAACCACCGUGUUGUCAAUACAAUUAAAUUAUCUAUAA